Molecule: messenger RNA, 567 nt
Organism: Ilex paraguariensis (yerba mate)
Lineage: Eukaryota; Viridiplantae; Streptophyta; Magnoliopsida; Aquifoliales; Aquifoliaceae
Source: the annotation of a GenBank genome assembly
AUGAAACGACUCCAAAAAGAGUUUUAUCAGAUUCUUUCUUUGAACCGUGCUUAUUUGGAUCCUGAGUCGGUCUUGGCUCGAUCGUCACAUGCUUUAACUCCAUCGAGCACAUCCAACUACGAAAACGGUGAUAAUGGACCCAAAGAUGAUAUUAAAAUUGCUGGCGAUUCCAUCUUAGAAGUUGAAGAUGUUUCGAAUAUGGCCAUGGUAGAUUUAAGAUCAAUUGCUGAGUGUAUGGUUUCCUCUGGAUAUGGUAAAGAAUGCGUGAAGAUAUACAAAAUUAUAAGGAAAUCGAUAGUUGAUGAAGGCAUAUAUAGAGUCGGAGUUGAGAAAUUGAGCUCUUCACACCUACGUAAGAUGGAUUGGGAAGUUUUGGAGCAGAGAAUCAAGAAUUGGUUGAAUGUUGUGAGGAUUGCAAUUAAAACUCUCUUCAAUGAAAAUGUGGCGAGAAACAGCAAGAAAUCACCAGAAAGAAUAUUUCGGACUCUCGACAUGUACACAACAAUUGCCAAUCACUGGCCGGAGAUCGAGUCCAUCUUCUCCUUCGAAUCAUCCUCCGACAUCUGA